GCAGAAAUAAGUUUAAAAUUGUCCAUGACUAUCGAGUUAUUUGAAUUGGAAAUUUUUAUUUGGCCAUAAAGUUUACUUUUUUGUUUUGUGGUGCAUCAGCUUUUAGGUAAUCAUUAAUUUAACAUUUAUUUUAUUUCAUAUUUGUAUUGUCGGAACAGAACUCACAGAUGUAUGUAAGUAUCUAACUUGAUGAAUGCCAUUGACAAUCGUGAGUUUUAUUAAGUUAGUCUUUACUCUGAGUGACUCGAUGGUGUGGUAGUUAACACCUCUGACUGUUGCGCCGAAGGUCGUGGGUUCGAUUCCCAGAUAAGGUAAAUCUUGUGUGAUGAACAGGAAUGUUUGCUCAUUGUCUAGCUGUUUAUUAUCUAUAUUUAUUUAUAUAUUUAAACGUAGGCAGGUCUCUAAAUGGGGCGAAUUUAAUAUAUUUUCAAUAUUAAAAUUUAUAUGCGCUUUUAUUAGCUUCAGACGUACUUCUAGUCUUAAUGUCAUUAAGUAGCUGACUUUCCCUAUAAUUCGCUAAAUGAGGCUUAAGAUAAUCAGAGGUUGGAAUAGCACGCAUCGAUUUUAUAAUAUUUGAGAUUGAUUACAUGUAAUUUUGUGACCAGGUAUCCUCGCCUGACAUAAAGCUGCAGUUCUACGUGGGAGAGCUACGUGGAAUUGGCAUAUCAGUACAAGAAUUGGUAGGGGAGCGAAACUGAAAAACGCGAGCCGGAUUCUGAAUAUUGCAGUUGAAGUUGCCGAUGCAUCGCUAAACGAAGAUAAUUUUUAGUCCACAAUAUCUAAUUUUAUUGCGGACAAUGACAGAAAAAGUUGAGGAGCAGUUGAGCAUGUUUAAAGAGUGGUUCAGGAAACAGCCACAUUUCCCAAAGAAAAUAGAUGACAUACUCAUAGUAAGGUUCCUGCACAGCUGUUAUUAUGACGUGGAGAACGCAAAGAAGACGGCCAAUAAAUUCUUCGAGAUGAGGGCGACCUGUCCAGAUCUAUUCGCGAACAGAGAUCCCACGGGACCAGAUAUACAAAACGCGAUCCAGUUUAGCAAAAUGGCCCAAUACUCAAUAGCGGGAAACAAAUUCCUAUGGAUAUGGCAGAUCGACGAUCCUGGCUUGCAGCGUUACAACGCGACUCAUGAGGCUAAGCUGUCAGCACUGGCGACAGACUGCUGGCUCCUCGUUGAGCAGAACUUAGAAGAAAGUGACAUUGUUUUGGUGGACGCGAAACACAUGUCCUUUAGAAUACUGAUGAAGCUUAAUUUGUCUUUGUCUAAAGCGCAGGUCAAAUACUAUGAGGAAGCAAUGCCAUUUCGAAUGAAUCAGAUUCACUUCGUGAAUUGUCCACCCAUCUUAAGCAGAAUUUUUUCAAUAUACAAAACUUUCGUUAAACCUGAAGUCACAGAAAGGAUCUGUUUUCAUUUACCGAACUCUGAAACUCUGUUCGAAUAUAUAAAUAAAGACGACCUGCCAAAAGACCUGGGUGGGAAUCGAGAAAGUAUGGAAUAUUUUACCAAACUCGCCAUUGAACGCAUCAUGGACAAAAGAGAAAUAUUACUAGAUGACAGUUAUUGGAUAAGCUGUGACAAGAAUAAAUAAAAAAAACCUUGAAUAACUAAAUUAAAUUUUUAUUUGUUGCAAUUUAAACAAUUUACAUGUGGAGGAUUAAAAUAAAAACGAUCACAGAU
This is a messenger RNA of Bombyx mori (domestic silkworm), 1675 nucleotides long. RefSeq names its product retinol-binding protein pinta. The transcript is spliced from 7 exons. The coding region runs from base 798 to 1586 and encodes 262 amino acids. Gene Ontology annotation, cellular component: membrane. The record is from RefSeq and is a predicted model, not a curated record. Lineage: Eukaryota; Metazoa; Arthropoda; Insecta; Lepidoptera; Bombycidae. Gene Ontology annotation, molecular function: phosphatidylinositol bisphosphate binding.